UACUGUAAACAAUGGAUGUGUCAUAUAUCGAAGUGGAUAUUUUCUUUCAGUAAGCUACAGCCGGGAUAAUACCAUAUAUUGAGAUGAAUGAAACAUGUAUUCGAUAUAUAAUGAUAGCUAUCUAUCCAUAAAUUGUUGUUUGAAUAUACGGUUUAGGUUUGUAUUAACGUUGCCCAACAAAGUACUCCCCACCGCUACUGAACGGUUUAGCCCAAAUCGAACCGCAAGCCAGCUGUGGUCUUGGACCAUUAAAAAUACUAAAGUGCCGUCAGCUAAUUAGACUCAACCUCCUUUACAAACUACUCUUUUGGUGUAUAACCUAGUCUCCCACAGCGGAGACGUGAAAAAGUUACAGAAUCUACCAACACCGCAAAAAGUCAGGUAAACAACCCUUUCCUGUGGAUACCCUAUCUCCACCACCUACCUCCAAAAGGAUCAACAGCAUGUACAACUGGUAAACUAGCCCUCCCAAAACUAUAACACUGGAUGAUGUUAUGUCUUCUGCCCGGGACCUGUCCAACCUGACCCUGGCCCACGAGAUCAUCGUCAACCGUGACUUCCAUGUGGAGCAGCCCCACCUACCUCAGAACAGUUUGGAGAAGCAAGUCAAAGAUAUAGUUCACAAGGCUUUCUGGGAUGGCCUGGAGUCUGAGCUGAAUGAUGACCCACCAGAGUAUGAGCACACCAUCAAACUGCUGGAGGAGAUCAGAGAGAUCCUGUUGUCGUUCCUGAGCCCGGGAGCCAAUCGGCUACGGACUCAGAUCCUGGAGGUGCUGGACAUGGAUCUGAUUCGCCAGCAGGCGGACAAGGAAGCGGUGGACAUACACGGCCUGGCCUCUUACAUCAUCGCCAUCAUGGGCAAGCUGUGUGCCCCUGUCCGUGACGACGAGGUCAAGAAGCUCCGCGAGAGCCCCGACAAUGUUGCGUCAAUGUACAAUGAGGGGAUGAGCAGUGGCAAAAUGAAAGUGGUGGGCCACCUCUCCCGAGCGGCGGAGGCCAAACGACGGGUGGCAGAGGGCCAGGACAUGCUGACCUCCAUGACACAGAUGGUGGCCUGCACCCAGGACAUCCAGCAGAGAUACCGCAGCAUCCUGGGGCCACUGUCCCUCUUCUUCCAGUCCAACCCCGAGAGAGAGAAGAGGGCAGGUGUGUGGGGACCUAAAGCUGUUGGAGGGAAGACAGCCUGGUGCCUUGUACAGGGUCCAGGAGGAGAGGCCAGUGUCCCCGUCGGUGUCAUAGGGGGUGAAGGCCAACCCCACCUCCAUGGCCGACAUGUGUCAGCAGCUACAGUACAGGAUCCAGGAGAAUUCCGUGCUCCACUCCACCCCUGUGGAGGAUCAGCAAGCUCUGGUGGCGGUGAUGACGUCAGAGCUGGGCCUGAUCUGGCAGGACCUGAAGGGGCUGAUGGACGAGCCCAUGCUGAACCAGGAGGAGAACAGGCAGCUGCAGGCGGAGACGUGCCAGGAGGUGCUCCCCAUCUGCCAGGAGCUCUACCUCAACUAUCUCCACCUGCUGGACAGGCUGAGGCGCCGCGCCGUCUUCAGUGACCAGGCCAGCCGCAGCCGCCUGGGGGCCCAGAUGGCCAUAGACUGCACCGGGCUGUGAGUGACUGGCGAGCAGGGUUUCCCGAACUCCAUCAUUUCCUAGUUUAAACGUCCACUCGAUCAGACGCAGCGUAGCGGCAGGGAUCAAGGCUACGCAGAGAGCCCGGCUGAGCGCUGAGAGACCCAGAGCUGCCGGACGCGACCUGAAGGGGGCGAUGGAGACACACACAGCGCUGCCAUGCAAACUGGACUUUGGUCUGACUCUGCAGACCAAGGCUGGCUGCAAGAAGAGCGGUGCCAUCAAGCAGGGCAAAAACCCUAUGGAGAGGGACCUCCGAGAGGCGAGAGACAGAGAAAGAGAGAGGGAGAGAGAGAGUGUGUGUUGUGUGUGAGUGAGUGUGGGUCGGUGGGUUUGUGUGUGUGCUUGUGUGUCUGUCUGUGUGUAUACGGUACCUACAUCUUUCUGUGUGGGUGUGUGGGUCUUCAUGCGUGUGAAUGUGUGUGUACACUUGCUUCUCUGCUGUUUUGGUGUGUGUGUGUCUGUGGUAAAGCUACAGGGAGCUGAGAUGCCUGUCUGUCAGAUGACUGAGAAGAUGGGAGACAUGGACCUGGAGCAGGUGCAUGUUGAUGGAGCUGAUCACCAACAAAGUCUCUCUCUCUCUCUCUCUCUCUCUCUCUCUCACUCUUUCUUUCUCUCUCUCUAUUUCUCUGUCUCUCUCUCUCUCUCUCUCUCUCUCAC
Molecule: messenger RNA, 2283 nt
Organism: Oncorhynchus tshawytscha (Chinook salmon)
Lineage: Eukaryota; Metazoa; Chordata; Actinopteri; Salmoniformes; Salmonidae
Product: T-complex protein 11-like protein 2
Exons: 9
Coding region: 495-1547 (350 amino acids)
Biological process (GO): signal transduction
Source: RefSeq, a predicted model, not a curated record